Messenger RNA from Lolium perenne, 729 nucleotides. RefSeq names its product small nuclear ribonucleoprotein SmD3b. Lineage: Eukaryota; Viridiplantae; Streptophyta; Magnoliopsida; Poales; Poaceae. Gene Ontology annotation, cellular component: spliceosomal complex. The record is from RefSeq and is a predicted model, not a curated record. Gene Ontology annotation, molecular function: RNA binding. Gene Ontology annotation, biological process: spliceosomal snRNP assembly; RNA processing.
CGGACCGAAGAAACCCUCCCCACUGCUCGCCGCCGCCUCCGCCUCCGCCUCCGCCUCCUCUUCUCCCCUCCGCGGCCGGCGGCUUCUCCCCAAACUCAAAAAAGCUAGGGUUUCUCUCUCCGCACGCGAGGCAAGAUGAGCCGCAGCCUGGGAAUCCCGGUGAAGCUGCUGCACGAGGCGGCGGGGCACGUGGUGACCGUGGAGCUCAAGACCGGCGAGGUCUACCGGGGCUCCAUGAUCGAGUGCGAGGACAACUGGAACUGCCAGAUCGAGAACAUCACCUUCACCGCCAAGGACGGCAAGGUGUCGCAGCUGGAGCACGUCUUCAUCAGGGGGAGCAGGGUCAGGUUCAUGAUCAUACCCGACAUGCUCAAGAACGCCCCCAUGUUCAAGCGCCUUGAGGCCAGGAUAAGGGGCAAGGGGUCGGCCAUCGGUGUUGGCCGUGGGCGCGCCGUCGCCAUGCGUGCUCGGGCUGCUGGUGGUCGUGGAGGUGGUCCUCCCGUUGGAGGAGGACGGGGCGGUGCGCCACCCGUGAGGAGAUAGAUCUGUCCAGGAGCUCGCUGUCUUUGCUAUCCAAAAACUCCUGUGCCAGCUUAGUUUGCUGUGUGCGUGCAAUCUGUUUUCCCCUCUGGUGUAUUUUAACAUGAUGUUGUACUGUUGUUAGUUAUAUGCAUAUGAGACUCUGUAGGUUGAGACUGUCGUUGGAAUGGAUCAUAUCUCCCCUGUGUC